Molecule: messenger RNA, 1747 nt
Organism: Drosophila grimshawi
Lineage: Eukaryota; Metazoa; Arthropoda; Insecta; Diptera; Drosophilidae
Product: transmembrane protein 26
Exons: 8
Coding region: 44-1615 (523 amino acids)
Source: RefSeq, a predicted model, not a curated record
GUUAGCGAAGGAGCUGAGGGCCCAUGGUGAUGAUGAUGUGAUCAUGGCCAAGAUUAUAUCAACUAUUAAGGCAAUUCUAACGCGCAUCAUAUUCAGCGCGCACAGUUUGUUGGCCAUUUGGCAGGUGACGACAUUCAAGAAGGAUAUAAUCUAUUGGACACUAUGUGGUCCACUGCUGCUGCUGCUGCUCGAGGGCAUCUUUACUAUAAUGAUCAAGAAGACGCAAGAGUGGCGCUGGUUCUGCCCCUCGGUUUUUCUCUACCUGAGCAGCAUUGUGCCGGCGAUUUGGCUACUCGAACUGGACAAGAUUGAGCGGCGACUCCAAGUGAUAAAUGCCUCAAUGGCGAUUGUAAAUGCCAGCAUCGCCAGCAAUGACAGCAGCCUCAUCAGCAGUAGCACCACCCACUCCGCCGUCCACACCGCAACAACUACCCCAAACAACAGUGCAAUUGUACCAGUUGCAGAUCUAUUAGAUGAUGCUGGGAUCACGUUGCCCGUCAUCAGUCCAGAUACGUGGACGACGCUCAUCGAGCAGUUCCUCAUGCUAGUUCUGAUUCUCGGUCGCUGGCUGUUGCCCAAAGGCGAUCUAACACGCGAUCAGCUCAGUCAGCUGCUGUUGGUUUAUAUUGGCACUGCGGCGGAUAUAAUCGAGUUCUUUGACUCCUACAAGGAUGAUUCGAUAGCACGCAUUGGUUUUUUGGUCUUCCUCACUCUGGGAAUUUGGUCCUGGAGCCUAAUGCAAUUUACGAUUGUGCUGUCUGCAACACGAGGUAGACGACCUCGUGGCAGCGGCUCUCAUCACAAAGAGGAACAAACGGAUUGCUGCCAAAACUGCUGCUGCGGCAUUGAUGUUUGGGGCAUAGUGCUGAAUGUCAUACUGCAGGAUGCACCAUUUCUUACAUUCCGCUUACUGAUCAUAUUCCAAUAUAAGAUCAUCAACUAUAUGAACGUGUUUUUCACCUGCAAGAACUCCUUGGUCAUUAUACUCCAGCUGUACAGGCUGUACGUAGUCAACGCUGAAUUCUGGAAGAGUCGUCGGGAGAGUAGAAUGGAUAAGGCGCGUCAAUAUCAGUCGCGUCGACGGGUUCACGAUACGGAUCAGAACAGCAUCUAUAUGAUAUCCAAUGAACGUGGAGGCGAUGUCAAGAAGAAGAUUAAGAAAGCCAAGGAUAGAGAUUUUGUGGAGCAAGAAGCCAGUUACAGCAAAAAGAAAAGAAACAAAAAGGACAAGAAAAAACGCAAACGCAAAGAUACGGGAUAUUCGACUGCCAGCUCACAAAAUCUGUACUCCACCAAGGCUAGCAACAAGGAUAAAAAGGUUAAGAAGUCAAAGCGCAACUGCAGCAGCUCACCGAGUGACUGCGAUCCGAUCAAAGCCAAGAAACUGAAACGGGCUAAAAUUGCCGAAAAAGCUGAGAAGAAAAAAUCGCGAAAAAUCGAAGCCGUUAUUGAGGAAUCAAGCAGCACAAGCAGCAGCAGCUCGGAUUCGAGCAACUCCACAUUGCCCAGCUAUGAGGUUAUCGAUGAGAAGAAGUCACGUCGCCGCAAGCAUGCUCGCAUCAGUGACUCUAGCUCCAGUUCCAGCAGCUCGGACUCAUCCUCAUCAUCGUCUUGAGCUUUGAGAAGAACUUUUGGACCAACGGCAUUUUGAAUGAGAAUGCAACGUUGGGGCAACAAUCAAUUUUGAGACAGCCAAAAUCCCAUUUUGGCUGCGACGCUGAUAAAAUGCUAUCGGUUUUUGUCUAUG